Hordeum vulgare subsp. vulgare (domesticated barley) is the source of this 885-nucleotide messenger RNA. Its product is annotated as probable E3 ubiquitin-protein ligase ATL44. The transcript has a single exon. The record is from RefSeq and is a predicted model, not a curated record. The coding region runs from base 59 to 652 and encodes 197 amino acids. NCBI's taxonomy places the organism in Eukaryota, Viridiplantae, Streptophyta, Magnoliopsida, Poales, Poaceae.
GACAGAGUCCAGACCGUGUCACAGACAGCAGAGCAGCUAGCAACGACAGUCCGACAGCAUGCGCGCUCCGCCGACGGCGAGCCUCCAGCACAGCAGCACGGCCGCCAAGCCUUCUCCGUCGCCACCGCCGCCUCGGCCCGACCCGCAGACAUCGCUGGUCGUGACGGUGGACUCGGACAUGGUAGUGAUCCUGGCGUCGCUGCUGUGCGUACUAGUCUGCGUCCUCGGCCUCGCCCUCCUCUCCCGGUGCGCGUGCCGCCGCCGGUCCUCCGACCACUAUCCUCCUCCCCCCAAGGGCCUCAAGAAGAAGGCCAUCGACGCGCUCCCCACCGUCUCCUUCACCGCCGCCGCCGCCGCUUCGUCGUCGUCGGAGUGCGCGGUAUGCCUGGCGGAGUUCGCCGACGGGGAGGCCGUGCGCGUGCUCCCCGUAUGCGGCCACGGCUUCCACGUCGCCUGCGUCGACGCCUGGCUCCGGACGCGCGCCACCUGCCCGUCCUGCCGGGCCGCCAUUGUCGCCACGCCCAUGCAGGUGCAGCCAGCGGCGGCGCCCGCCGUCGUAGUCGUCGUGGCAGGGAAUAGCAGGUGCGGGAGAUGUGGCGAGGUGACCGCGCCGGCCGGUGCACGCGCCGCGGACGCCGCGCCCUUGGCUUAGUCAGGUUUGUAGGUACUGUUCUUGCGCAUCAUAUUACGAGGUAGCUGUCGAUCCAAAUUCCAAUGUACUCGGACAGGUUCGUUUUUGUAGCUGCUCUGUGAAGCAAAACUAGCGGUGUUUGAGGUUUCAGUUAGGCUCUGAUGCUAGGUGUCGUCCUGCAUUCAGUUCAGUCCCCGUUUGGAUUGCCGGUUUGCUCUAAAAUACCUCUGUAAUAAAUACAGACCUACAAUCAU